Molecule: messenger RNA, 1679 nt
Organism: Erythranthe guttata (spotted monkey flower)
Lineage: Eukaryota; Viridiplantae; Streptophyta; Magnoliopsida; Lamiales; Phrymaceae
Source: RefSeq, a predicted model, not a curated record
AAUAAUAAACCACGUUUUCAUAACUCUACAGCAGAUUCCCGCGAAAUAUCCUUCCAAUCACGUGCUUUUUAAUUUUAGCCACCAAAAAAUCUUUCACACACGUUUGCGUCACCUAUACAUACACUGAAUCCACACACACCAAUCCUCCUAUAAAUACAAUUCCCCCAAUCUUCACACACUUCAUUGUUUUUCUCUCUCUCUCUAUUUUUUCUUUAAAUUAAAAUUAAAUUAUUCAAACAGGAAUCGAAGAAAAGAGAAGAAAAAAAAAACCCAAUUUUUGAUUUGAUAGAUAUGGAUUGGGUGCGCGGUGAAAAAUUGGGUCAUGGGAGUUUCGCCACCGUGAGUCUGGCGGCGCGGAGGAGCUGCGGCGGCGGCGAGAGUGCUUCUCUGCCUCCAUUAAUGGCGGUCAAGUCUUGUGGGGUUUCUCACUCUUCGUCUCUUAUGAGCGAGAAGCUUAUUUUGGAGGAAUUUGAAGGCUGCCCGGAAAUAAUAACUUGCUUCGGCGAGAGAUUUUCGAACGAGAACGGCGAGAAGUUGUAUAACGUGCUGUUGGAGUACGCCGCCGGCGGCUCUCUGGCAGAUAAGCUCGAGGGUUCCGACGGUCGGCGGUUGCCGGAAUCCGAAGUCCGGCAGUACACCAAGGCUUUGCUUAAAGGGCUUCACUAUAUCCACAAGUAUGGAUACGUCCACUGCGAUAUCAAGCUUCAGAACAUCCUCCUCUGCCGCGACGGCGGAGUCAAGAUCGCCGAUUUCGGACUCGCGAAGAGGGCCGCCGCCGUGGGAGGCGAUUCUCGCCGGUGCGAGCUGCGGGGGACGCCGAUGUACAUGUCGCCGGAGAUGGUCUCCGGCGGCGAACAGGGUGCUCCGGCGGAUAUUUGGGCUCUCGGGUGCGUGGUGUCGGAGAUGGUCGCCGGAUCUCCGGCGUGGAGAUGCUCCGACGUGGCUGGGCUUCUGAUGAGAAUCGGCGUCGGCGAGGAGGUGCCGGAGAUUCCAGGAAUCUUAUCAAAGGAAGGAAAAGAUUUCCUCGGAAAGUGCUUCGCUAAAAACCCCACCGAAAGAUGGACGGCUGAGAUGCUCCUAAACCACCCCUUUGUCCAAGAUCAAUAUUCCGAUUUCGGCGGCGCCGCCGCCGAAGAAAAGAUUAAGACAACCUCAACUUCUCCGAGAUGCCCAUUCGAUUUCCCGGAAUGGGUUUCGUCAGCUGCGUGUUCAAUUACGUCUUUGCCCUCGACGGUUGAUUUUCCAGAAUCUGGCCUAUGGUUCACCGAGGAGUCAAUUUUGAAGGAAGGGUCGUCGUGGUGGUCCUCCACCGCUUCCACGGCGGAGCGGCUGCUUGAGCUGGUCACCGAACAAGUACCUGAUUGGUCUGUUAGCGACGAUUGGGUCACCGUCAGGUGACGGUAACGGAGAUACAAAUAUUUAGUCAAUUUUUAUUACUAGGAAACAGACAAGUCAGCAUCAGAUUUUUAUUUUUUUUAAAGAUCUUCUGAUUUUCUGAUUAGAUUUUUCUUUUUUUACUUUAUUCACUUUAAUUUCAGUUAUAAAUUUGUGUAGAUACAUAGAAUUUAAGCAGAAAAAGGCUCCAAAAUCUGAGCCGCAGAGUGUACAGUGAUAUACUUUAGUUUUGUAGUAAAAGAUUGCGGUAUGAGAUUAAUUCAUUUAAUAUAAUUUAUUCUAUU